GUGGCCUGAAAUCGAUGUAUUGCUUAUAAUUCAUAUAUUACUGUAACUUCUUUUAACCAACUAUGAUAUACGACACUUAAGAACUUCCGUCCCGGAUAUGACGAUGGAAUGCUGCGCACGGCUUUGCGCAGAACUGACCAAUCAGCUAACAGAGCCAGCAAAUGACGUUGCACACCCGAUUUACGUCAUUUGCUGGCUCUGUUAGCGGAUUUGUCAGUUAUGCGCAAACCAUACCAUCGGCAUACCCGGGACUGUAGUGUUGUAUUACAAUAGUCUAGAUGGUGGGGAUCGGCAAAGUUUGUUUAGGUUGAGACCAGUUUAAGUGACAUUUCCACCUGAAAAAAUGAUCUUGUUGGCUUUUGACACGGCCCAAAUAUACAGCAUCGUUUGUUGUUAGCCCCUGACCAACUCCCAACGGUCAGACUGGUGUGCAGUAUACAUAUAUAUGGUGUACUGCAUGCACUCAUGCAACCCGGCAUGCAUGCACGCAAUGCAUUACGAAAACAUGCAAAAUUACGUAAGCUUGGUUUGAAAGCUCAUAACUUUGAACUGCAAACAGCGUUUUUCGUGAAAUACGAAACACGAAUUAUUUAGCCAUUAAACGUCUGUUUUUAGGACAUUCCGAUUUGAUUCACCUCUUUGGAAACUUGUAAACGGGCAUAAAGAUCUGAUGAAAAUUGGCGAUCGUCGUCCGAAGGCGCCGCCAUCUUGAUGACAACCACCAAUUCGAAAACAGUGGACGCCAGUAAAAAUCUGUUUUUGGCAAGCUGAGCAGAUUUGUUGGUAUCAAAAUAUCAAACAUAUCUCAUUUAGGUUGUCUUAAAUAAUACUCAUACCAAACAAUCAAUUAAUUCGCUUGAUUAAUUUUAUCAAUAAAAUCGAAUAGCGGAGUUUUUUGGUUUUAGAUCAAUGUAUGAAGCUGCAAUGGUGAUGGACAAGCGGCCGUCGCAGAAACGACGAUAACAACGAAAUAUUUUUGUACAAAAACUAUGAAAAUACCUGAUCUAAAUUUACUGCAUAGAGCCUCAGAUUACUCUGACAGCUAAAAGCAACCCCAUGUAUGUAUUGAUGUUGACCCAGAGAUGCCUAACAAUUGCGUAGAAUUUGUUUUAGGUGGAAUGGCCGCUUGUGGAGCGGGCUUCUUCACCAACCCUCUGGAGGUCGUAAAAACAAGGAUGCAAAUCCAGGGUGAACUUCUUGCCAGGGGCAUGUACACUAAACACUACAGAAAUGUAUUCCAUGCAUUCUAUGUAAUAGCAAAAUGUGAUGGUGUUACAGCCUUACAAAGAGGGCUCGUGCCUGCCUUAUACUACCAGUUAGUAAUGAACAGUUUACGGCUUGGAACGUUCCAAGUUCUGACGAACAGAGGAUUCACAAAAGAUGCAAAUGGCACUCCAAGUUUUCCUCGAAUGGUUGUUGCUGGUGCUGUAUCUGGAUGUGUUGGUGCUGCAUUUGGAAGCCCAUUCUAUCUGGUAAAAACCCAUCUCCAAAACCGAACGACACAUUCCGAGAUUGCUGUUGGUCAUCAGCAUCAGCACUCAACCAUGUCACUGGGCUUCAGGAAAAUUUACAAGAAGGAAGGAGUGAAGGGCCUAUGGAGAGGAGUUGAUGCAGCUGUAACCCGGGUGAUGAUUGGAUCUGCCAUGCAGUUGUCAACAUUCUCAUAUAUAAAACAUUGGAUGGAGACUAAAGAGGUGUUCAAGAAGGACAGCACAAUGAAUGCGUUUAUAGCAAGUGUACUUGGUGGAUUUGCUGUGGUUGCUGUCAUGACCCCUCCAGAUGUUGUAACGACGCGUCUUUACAAUCAAGAAGUCGAUGCCAAAGGACGCGGAGUGCUCUAUCGGAAUCUUUUUGACUGUUUUCAAAAAAUCUUCAGGAAGGAAGGCCUGUUUGGAUUUUACAAAGGAUGGGCAGCAUCACUGAUUCGUUUGGCGCCUCAUUCUAUACUGAGUUUAGUAUUUUGGGACGAAUUGAGAUUAUUUUACUACAAGCAUGUUGAAGUCUAUUAGGAAAGUAUGUAGGUGGCUUCCUAACUUAAUCAGAUUGCAUGUUUUAAGUGCAUAUUUUUGUACUUUUGUUUUGAUGAAAUGUAUUCAUUAUGACAUGAGCUCACUUUUGAUACCUGCUGUAUUUAUCCGAGCCUUAAAAUCAUGAUUUGUGCACAAAGAUGAUUGAUAUGAUUUUAUUUAUAACUUGUGGUACAAGUAUCGUAGACAUGUAGACUAGCUGUGCCUGUCAUGGAUAGCCCAUGUUUGGAUCUGAAUUUUGCAAUAGACCGCUACCACACGAUGUGAGAUUGAAAUGGUGCUUGCGUGUAUUUCAUGACAAAUUGCAAUUAAACAAUAAAUUAUUUACUUUUUGUAAGAA
Messenger RNA from Lineus longissimus, 2367 nucleotides. RefSeq names its product solute carrier family 25 member 35-like. The record is from RefSeq and is a predicted model, not a curated record. The transcript is spliced from 3 exons. The coding region runs from base 1083 to 2009 and encodes 308 amino acids. NCBI's taxonomy places the organism in Eukaryota, Metazoa, Nemertea, Pilidiophora, Heteronemertea, Lineidae.